Messenger RNA from Porites lobata, 3838 nucleotides. The record is from the annotation of a GenBank genome assembly. Lineage: Eukaryota; Metazoa; Cnidaria; Anthozoa; Scleractinia; Poritidae.
AGCCAACAUAUUUAUUUACAAUUGCCAAUUAUUGCAGUGAGUCGUAUUCGCCGCCAUCGAAAUGGCUUUCCAAGUAUGCCAGGUUUUUCUGUUAAUCGCUUUGUUGCUCCCCUCCUUUGAUGGGAUUACAAAAUCCCAAGCCACAAAGCUCUCCAAACACGGCGAAGUUUACCGCGCGAAAAGUGAGAUCGACUCACUGAUCUACAAGUUGACUUUAGAUUUGAAAUCUUUUAACGAAAAGGAAACUAAGGCCACGGCUAUGCAAAAGGAUGCCGCGAAAUUGGCUCGUGUUGCCAAAGAAGAAAUCGCCUUGGUAAGACCAGUUCAACAUCUUUUGGUAAAGCUCUCCAAGGGGAAUACUUCGAGUGGAUAUCAACCUUGUAUGGCCUGGUCAGGCGGUAAAAUACCGAUACGAAUUGAUGCGGUAUCCCCACUGCUCGAAAACUUCACUAUAAAUGUACCAGGUAAAGAUAAAGAUUUUUUGCCUCGAAUUUAUCAAUUAGAUAAAGGCAUUCAUGCUUCUAUUUUUUUUCCCGCAAAUCGAAGCAAAAACAGUUCUUUUGAGACCUACUUUGAGCGAAGUCAAGCCAACUAAUGUAAACAAUAAGAAAUAGUAAAUUCGAUACAUUUGCGUUUUGAACUCUCAAAAUUUAACAUAUAACGAGAGGAGGGAAGAAGAAAGAAAUCUAAAGUGAGAAUAGCAACAAAUUAUUCAAAGUUUCAAAACAGUUGCUGACCUCUUUAAAUACUCACUAUAUGAAUUCAGCCUAAUGUUCUGCCAGAAUAUCUACUGUAAAAAUUAGUGUGGAAGAACCAUGAAUAAAUAAUAGCUCGUUUUAAUAGCAUGUGAAAUGAGGUAAAACAAUUUUUAAACAUCAGUUAUUUGUGUCACUCAGCCACAAAUCAUGCUAUCGCACAAACCUAAACAUAAAAUAUAAUUCUCAAAUGGGUAUUUCCUACCUUCAUAUAUCAUAGGAAAUUAUCUGCAUCCUUUUUUCAAGGUAAAAAAAAUUUUCCCAGAUUUGGUUCUUACCCUUGGUCAAAGGUGGAAUACUUUGAAUGACUUGCGACAUUGAUUGGCAUGAGUCUUCUCUCCUCAGUGAACCACCGAGAGAUGCUAGACCGCGGACGACUAACACGUGAAGAUGGCGAAGAUUUGCAGGUCUAUUACCAUGACAACGGGCGGCAACCGUUCCAAAUUGACCGCGUUAUCAGUGGCCUGGGAAAAAAAUCAGCAACUGUCCACUUUCGACUGCAGGCUCCGAUAUCAUCCAACACUGCUGAUGACGUGUCUUAUUUUUUGGUCCUCGGUACUUCGGUCAGCGGAAGUGCUAUGGAUGAUCCUGCCAAAGUGUACGCAUUUUUCGACGAUUUUUCGAGUGCGACGUUAAAGCAAGAAUGGGUGAAAAACUGGGGGAAAUGGAGCGUGCAAAACGGGAGGUUGCUGGGAAGCACAAUGCAGAGUAAAGAUUUAACCAAAGAUAAUAUUGAGGUCGGACUGUAUCUCAAAUCAGGUUUUCAGUGGAAAGAUGUUAUGGUAGAGCUUGACUUCAUGGAGACUGGAAAGAGUAAGACCGCUUCUGGACCAUUCCUGCGCCUGAGCGAUGUGAGCCUCAGCAAAACCUCAGGUUGGUGGUUUCAGUACUACCCAGGUCAUUCUGACUCUUCCUAUCUGAGACCCCAAGUGAAUAAUAAAGAUGGUGGCGAGUUAAUCAAAGGAAAACUACCCACAACCUACAAAUUGAACAAAUGGUUCCACUUCAAGUAUCGAGUGCUUGGAGACAGGUUUUCACAAUGGGCGAAUGGCAAAAUUGUACACGACAACAUCAAAGUUAGCUCCAAGUGGAUGAUACCAGCAGGAACAUUUGGACUGGGAUGUCAUCACUCCCCCUACAACUGCAAAACCUUUUAUGACAACAUUAAAGUGACUUUAGUGGUUUCUACUCCCCCCAACAUCACUCUGGGAUCUUUCCAGUCAUUCGUUCCCGAGAAAAGUGCCCUGUUAGGCGAGAAAAAGCUUCCUGCGGACUCAUGCAAACAGAUUCAUGAUGCAAGUCUCGCGAGCAACAAACCGCGUGCUAAGAAUGGCGUUUACUGGAUCAAGACAGACCUCCAAGGCAGCUCGUCUGUGCAGACUUACUGCGACAUGCAAAACGGUGGCUGGACCCUUGUCGGCAAAAUCAGCGGACAUGUGGGCAACAUUUACGAUAAAUGGUUGGUGUCUAAGCACAACACUGCCUCCCUGAAGUCUCCAAAGAUCACAGGACAGAAACAGUUUGCUUGCUUUGACGCGCGCAGCUUAGCAGUAGAUGAAUCGUCCACAGUCCUGUUGUCCAGCGGUGAGAGGAUGGAUGGGUUGGGGAGCAAGUGGGUCAUGUGGAGGUUGCCUGGUGGCAGGGAAAAAGACUCGUUUUGGCGCAAUUCUGUUGGACCAUCAACUGUAAAGGCUGCUGUACAAACACCCGUCAUGGUGUACGCUUGGAAUGGAAACAAAAAGGUAACAGCAUUGAUGAUAAGAACUUGCCUUUCCUUUGUCGAAAAUAUGCUGCACUGGGGGUUCCAGGGGGAUUGGAAAGGGCCCUCCCCACCCCUUCCCUAAAAGUCUGAAUCCGCCACUGACCAGUGUCCUUUAAGCCCAAGUUGUGGAGUGGAUAGCGUUAUCUACUGGACAAAUUUCUAUCCAGUGAAUAACGCAAUUGUUUCCCCUAUACUUUUCAUUUAACAAUUUAUUGAAUAAGGCUGAGUAUAAUCAGCUCGGUUUCAAGAUUUUUUCUUCUUGCAGAUACUCAUCAAAAAGUAGAUAAAAUCCGACAGCCUCGUUUCUAGGGAAAUAUACCAUAAAUCAACCACGUUACCAAGCGAAUAUACCAUCGAAUCGAUGGUAUAUUGCUCGUAUCUUCCAUAUUUCAUCAACGACGGCUAAUUAUGAAGAAUUUUCCUGGGAGAAAUGAGCCAAUCAGAAACGGUGAAAUAUUUUGAAUGAAUAAUAAAAUGAUUUACCCGGUGAAUAGCACUAUCCAACGCUAAAGAGGAGAUCUAAAGGAGGGCUUGUCGCUUUUAAACUCGGUUGCAAAAUCACUUGACGGAAGAGAAUAGUCAGCCCUGCAAUUCACACUCUAUCUCAAAGUACAUCUAUCGAGUGGUGCACAAAAUACGUAGUUUAUCACAAACAGUCAACUCAAAACAGCUUUCUGUAGGUCUCUUGCUGAUUUUUUUUCUCCUACCGUAGAUCUGUUACCACAACAAGUUUGGGAUAAUGCCUCUUGCUGGCCAUGGAGGUUCGUAUCCUUACGCCUCUUACAACACUGCAGGCAACACCGCCACAAACGACUACUGUAUGUCUGUUGGGGUCAUGACUAAAGGAUCCACUGCGCAUGGCUGGUCCCAGAAUGCCAAUGGUUACGACAGUCCAAGCAGUGAUUCUGAUUGGCCGAACAGGUCAUACAACCACCAGUCUCCACACCUGACGGUCUGGCUCAAGUAACCGUGGUUACAUUACAAGAUUUGCUUUGCAUUGCGAGUUAACAGAAGAGUAAUAUUUGGUAAAAGGGUACUAGUUUAUGAGCGGUGGAAAAUAAUUUUGCAUUUUCGGAUUUUGCUCUUAUGAUAAGGGAUCGUUUCUGUUAAGAGAAAGACGUUCUUAUUAUAUGAGAGUAAAUUGAGAGUUCUUGAAAACUUUCUGUAAUCUUAAGGGUAUCUUAAAGGUAUUAAGAAAAUGGGGAAGAUGGAAAAUACGAAAACGUAAAAGUGCUUUGGAAUUAGUCAAGCCUGUGCUGUGUUAAGCUACCAAUAAAGAAAAAACAACAACAACAACAACAGCAAUAAAAGGGUGCUGGGU